Molecule: messenger RNA, 6902 nt
Organism: Cyclopterus lumpus (lumpfish)
Lineage: Eukaryota; Metazoa; Chordata; Actinopteri; Perciformes; Cyclopteridae
Product: rho GTPase-activating protein 23-like
Exons: 24
Coding region: 462-5093 (1543 amino acids)
Biological process (GO): signal transduction
Molecular function (GO): protein binding
Source: RefSeq, a predicted model, not a curated record
GCCAAGGGAGGAGGAAAAAGGAGAGGCAGUGUGUGGUGAGAACCACAGAUUACAACCAGCCCGAUACAGGAGCAGGCAAGACAGCAGCAGCGUGGAGGACAGAAAUAAAAGGAUAAAAGCUCCGCUGACCUUCUUCCUCUCCUUCCGUGUCAGGAGAAAGAGGAAGAGUGAGAAGAAGGGGGGGACGGAAAGGAAAGAAGAGGAGCGCUGCGUUUGUCCCAGAAGAGGAGGAGUAGGAGGAGGAGGAGGUGAUGUGUGUGCAGCGUGUUGGUUUUUUAACAAACCAGUGACACAAGAGAGAGAGUGUGUGUGUGUGUGUGUGAAGUGAACUCCCCACACACACUCCCCCCCCCUUCCUCCCUUCAUCAUCAAAACCCCAACGUCAUCAUACUAAGAACCUAACCUGAGGUUACGCAAGCCAUGCUGAGGACCCAGAGCCAGCCGAAGUCCUGCUGAACACCAUGGCCCAGGCUAAAGGACGGAGAGAUGGCAUGGUGUCGUCCAACGAGAACAGGCGCCGGCCGCUGUCGUCGGGCGAGGUGGAGGGCGUAUCGUGGCAGGGCCCACGGACCGUUUUUGUGCCAAAGAACUCGCAGGGCUUCGGCUUCACUCUGCGCCACUUCAUCGUCUACCCGCCCGAGUCCUCCCUCCACAGCCUCAAGGAUGAAGAGAACGGAAACCCAACUGGAAGAGGUUGCCAACGGUCCCGUUUGGAGCCAAUGGACACCAUCUUUGUGAAGAGCGUGAAAGAAAAUGGCCCCGCACAACAAGCUGGCCUGUGUACAGGGGACAGGCUGGUGAAGGUGAACGGGGAGAGCAUUCUGGGGAAAACCUACUCUCAGGUGAUCAUGCUCAUCCAAAACAGUGAAAACAUUCUGGAGCUCUCUAUUAUGCCCAAAGAUGAGGAUGUGUUGCAGUUGGUAAGUGCGUACUCCCAGGACGCCUACCUGAAAGGCAACGAGCCAUAUUCCGGCGUGGCCCUCCCUGCGCCGCCUCCUCUCUGCUACCCUUCCGCCAAGCCCAUCUCUGCCCCACAGCACAACCCCCAGAGUCCCCCGGACAACUGGCGACCGGUCCCCGCCGCCUCCCCACUGGACAACCGCCCCCCCGCCGCUUCCACCCCCGCCCCCGGCUGGCCCGGGGGCCCCGAGGAAUCCGGUGGCCACUUCGCCCCAUCGGGCGGGCACCGAGGCCGCUCCUCUUCGGCCAUCAAUGUGCUGGACUUUCACUUCGCAAACCACAAUGCUGCCAUCGCCUCUGCUACUCUGCCUGCGCCGCGGAAGAGCGGCCUACUGGCCUCGGCCCGCACCCACGCCGAUACUCUCUGCCACCAGGCUCUGUCGGACUGGUACUACAGCCAGGCCGAGGCUGCCGAGAGCAUGUCCCCCCGCCACCGCAGCAUCUCACAGGACUGUUUAGCAGAGCUGGGGCUGGGGUUGGCCCUCGGUCCUGGUCCCGCACCUGCCUCCACAACCUCCGCGGAGAAGCACAGAAGGGAAACCCUCCAGUUCCACCACCAGGCGGCUUCUGCUUCCCAUGAUUCCUAUUGGUUAGGGGGCUGGGGCGGGGUAUCGGGACCAGGAAGCAGGUCAUGCUCAGAGAGCCUCCUGGCAGCCUACGCCGAGUACGAGCAUAACUACGGGCGCUCCGUGGAAACUCUGGCACAAGCCUCGGCUCUGGUGUCACCGCGCUACGAGCACCCUCCGCACGGGUCACAAACAGUGAAAUUCAGAGAGCAGAAAGACCAGACGGUUACAGCAGGGCAUCUUCACAAAACCACAGUGAUGUCCCCCAUCAUCACAGCCUCCUCCACAGUGCCUCCUAGUGGCAGGCGGUCAGGCCAGCAGGUAGCCGAACCUCAAACGCGUCGAGUAAAAGAGGAGGAGCUGGUGGGCUACAAAAGCUACAGCCCGUCUUUCUCCCGCAAAGCUGGCCACCUUCUCCAGCAGGCCCACUCCUUCAGAGAGCCCAGCUACAGCGGCCCCCACCUCAACUGGAGCCCCUGCAGCAGAAGUGGCCCAUCAGACAACGAGGGUGGUGUGGUACCCAGGCCCCAGUCUACCCCGGCCCUGUCUGCACCAGAGGAGGAGGGAGCCCGACUGGGCGAUGACAGGGAGGCCGUCUCCCCCAUCUCCCUGAAUCAGGAGGUGGUCCUAAGGCAGAAGCCGCCUUCCGGCCGCCGAACCCCCAUUCAACAUCCCCACUACACCACGCCCCUGGAGUCACUCGAGCCCCCCGGUUUGGAACCUACACACGGGACCCCCUCUCCUGUCUCCGGGGGGCCCAUCACUAACCGCAGGGCUAACGGUAGCCUCGCACAGCAUGCAUACAACUCCCUGGCAUCUAUUCCCUUCAUAGAUGACCCCACCAGUCCUAGUAUUGACCUACAGGCCUGCUAUGUACCAGCCCGCUCUGUUGUGUCCAGUUCCCAGGCCUCCACCACGGCCACCCUCCCCUCCACCUUUGUCUCCCCCACCCUCUCCUCCACCUCCCCCUUUGUCCGACUUCGCUCUCGGGACUGCAGCAGUAUUAAAAGCCGCCGCUCCUCUUACUUGCUGGCCAUCACCACCGAGAGAUCCAAGUCCUGUGACGAGGGUCUCAACACCUUCAGGGAAGAAGGACGCGUCUUCUCCAAACUACCAAAAAGGGUCAAGAGCUUUUUCACUGAUGGGUCUCUGGAGAGCCUGCGAGCCCAGGAGGAGGCCCGGUCCAAACGCCACUCCACCUCUGAACUGGGAACCAUCACCUUUAGUGAUGUUCGCAAGGAGGGCUGGCUGCACUACAAACAGAUCCUCACAGAGAAGGGAAAGAAAGUGGGUGGCGGCAUGCGGCCAUGGAAGCGCGUCUUCUCCGUGCUCCGCUCGAAUUCGCUCUUCCUCUACAAGGACAAGCGAGAGGCCGUCCUCCACGGGGCGGGGGCGGGGCCCGGCCAGGACGAACACCCUCCGAUCAGCAUCCGCGGCUGCCUGAUCGACAUCGCCUACAGCGAGACCAAGCGGAAGCACACCCUGCGGCUGACCACGCAGGACUUCUGCGAGUACCUGCUGCAGACCGAGGACCGGGACGACAUGCUGGCCUGGAUCAGGGUCAUUAGGGAGAACAGCAAGACCGACAACGAGGAGAUCGGCUUCUCAAGACAAGCUCUCAUCAACAAGAAGCUGAACGACUACAGGAAACACAGUCUGACAGGAAGUAAGCUGGACUCCUCCCCCAGAGCCCACCGUAUGAUGCCUCCCUUCCUCCUGGCAAAGACUGACAACACCUCAGUGAACCGAGCCUCCAGAACCGAUGACAACAAAGCGCUGUGGGGCAUCAACAUCAUGAAGAAGGCCAAGAAGACCGGCAGUCCCAAGGCUUUUGGCGUGCGACUGGAGGACUGUCAGCCUGCCGUCAACCAUAAAUUUGUCCCUCUGAUUGUGGAGAUGUGCUGUGGCGUGGUGGAGGAGACGGGUUUGGAUUACACGGGUAUCUACCGGGUGCCGGGCAACAACGCCAUGGUGUCCAACCUGCAGGAGCACCUCAACAAGGGCAUGGACAUCAACACGGCUGAGGAGAGAUGGCAGGACCUGAACGUGAUCAGCAGCCUGCUCAAGUCAUUCUUACGAAAGCUGCCCGAGCCGCUCUUCACCGACGACAAAUACAACGACUUCAUCGAUGCCAACCGGAUAGAAGACGCCGAGGACCGGCUGAAGACCAUGAAGAAACUGCUCCAUGACCUCCCAGAUUACUAUUACCACACCCUGAAGUUCCUGGUGGGUCACCUCAAGAAGGUGGCAGACCACUGUGAACAGAACAAGAUGGAGCCCAGAAACCUGGCCCUGGUGUUUGGCCCCACCCUGGUGAGGACGUCGGACGACAACAUGACCGACAUGGUCACCCACAUGCCCGACCGCUACAAGAUCGUGGAGACGCUCAUCCUGCACCACGACUGGUUCUUCACCACGGGAGAGCUCGACGAGGAAGAGAAGGCCCCAGAGGAUAAGCGGGACAUGCAGCCCGUGCCCAACAUCGACCAUCUGCUGUCCAACAUCGGCAGGCCCGGCAUGCCAGGAGAGGCGUCAGAUUCCACCACCAGCGAUUCACUUAAGUCAAAGCUUUCUUCGCUGUCCAAGAAGGACCUGAGUGCCAGGGACUUCCUGCCCAAGUCCAUCAUUUCCGCUGUGACCCGCAAACGUAAGAAAUGCCUCAGUACCCACCCGCAGGACGGCAGCGCCGACGAGGACUCUGAGCACGAGCCGGUCAAAACCAGCAACUACCGGGGAGGAGAAGGCGGGGGAGGGGACGAGGAGGAGGAGGAGGAGGAGGGGGGGAAAAGAGGAGAGGGGAAUAGAGGAGAGGGAGAGGCAGUCAAGGGAGAACGCACCGUUCCCAAAAAGGACAAACGGGAUGAAAGGGAAACCGGGGUGAAAGCGAGAGAGAUUGCAGAGGGAAGACAUCCGUCUGGAGAGGAGGAGGCUGGACAGGAAGUGAGGGGCAGAAAAAGCGAAAAGGAGAGCAGGCGGAGGUCGGCCUUGCCGGGAAACGCAACGCAGCUUCGUCCGAAGAGUUUCCUCUGCUCGCCCCUUCAAGUCAACGCCACGUACCCAAGACCCACAACGAUGUCUGAUCCCCCUUCCCACGUGAGGCCUCGCGCUCCGGCCAGAAGACACCCCACAUUCCCCGUCUGGAUCUGCCCCACCAGGCUUCCCAACUUACACCAGACCUCCAGCUUUUACGGUGCCCAGCAGCCAGACUGGAACCAGUCGGCGCCAGUCUGCUACAGGAAGACGAGAGGCGGGAGGACGAGGGCUGUUUCCAUGAAUCUGGACCUCGAGCUGGGCAGGAGAGCAGAGAGGGUGGAGGUGAUCAGAGUCCUCGAAGGAACACAUGGACGUGUCGGGGUUCCUCAGGGAUCGAUUGUAGGUCCUGGGUCAAUUCAACAAAUGGACCCCCUCCCUCAGCUUGCCCGGGAGCCUCGCACUCUCUCCUCCUCUUCCUCCUCGGUCUGGAUUGAUCAAAGCUCCCCAGGACCUCACCCCGUGGUCCUGAGGCGAUCGGCCCUGGACCCACGGGACCGGACGAGAGCGUGGCGCCGCCACACUGUGGUUGUUUAAUCUACUAACGCAGUACCAAGCACUCGCCCUCUACUCACAAACACUGGGUCCUCCACGUUGCCACGGCGAUCUCCGUUGUCUCAAGACUCUUCCCUCGUGGCUUUUUGUUGUUAUCGGCACAGAAGUCGGAGACCUGAUCUCACGUUGUGCGCAGCUGUGGAGUUUCAUUCCAAAAUGAAUAAAAUGUGAAACUCGGUCUGAAAUUAACAUGCAAAUUCUACCGUUCACCUAUUUUAAAGCUAUUCAUCUUUAACCCUUUACUUACAGAAUAACUGUAGAUGUAAUUAUCCAUGUCGUUGUACGUUUUCCAAAGAACAUUAGUGGCCCAACGCGGCGAACUGAGAUUGUGGUAUUUCUGGCAAAUUCUCACCAAAAUCUGAUCCCUUUUCUCAGGAAAAGUUGUUUUUUACCUUGUGUGUUUACGUACUUCACUCACACACGUUGAUGUCGUCCGAGCCGAGGACACGCUAGCGUGCGUUAGCUUGGUCGCUAACAGCACGAUCCCAGUUGACUCCCGCAGAAGAAGAACACAGCUAAAAAAAACUACCGUAGCUUCUUAACGUUUUCUGUUGCUCAGAGCUGCAAAUUCACGUAUUGGAGUUCCAAGGAUUUACUUCGCCCACAAGCCGAUUCCCGAUCACGACACUUCCAUUGAACACAACGUUUGCUGCUUUAGAAGCUGGAUAACCUUUGACACCUCGGGUGGUUUCAUCCAAAUAACUUUUCAUGAUCAAAUGUGUUUAUGGCAAACUAUUUUUAUUUUUAGAUGAAGUGAACGAGGAGUGUAAAAUCUGGAAGUGAAAGUUAUGCCAUAAUAGGAAAAAAGAGAGAAGUGCGGCUUUUGAAGGCAGAAGAACAUCUUAACGUUACAAUUAAUGUUUGCGAACAAUGCUCCCAUUUCCUAAGAGCACACGCUCACAUCUUUUCAAAUGUAGCUCCAUAAACUAGAGCAAGAAGUCCAGGACUUGAUUUAUUCCUGGAGGUGAUCCUCUUAAAAUGAGAAGAAAAGCUGCCGCUCUAACAAACAAGUGAUCCACAGAUUCUGAUGAAGCCGUUUGGAAAAAAAGAAAAUUGAAACGAUCUCGGUGAGAAUUGUUGCAAUGUUUCACAGUGCCGGUGUUGUGUUAUUACAACAACUAGGUGGUGCCAAAAGUAAGGAGUUGUUCAAAUCCUACACAUAAGGCCUUUACCGUUCAUUUCUAAAAUAAUGAUUUUGGAAUGAAACCCAUCAACUGUAAAUGAUAUUUUUAAAAAAAAUAAAAAAUAGGAGCAAAAAAUAUGAGAGAAAGCCAUAGCAGACAUUUUAAAUUCAACUCCAGAGCCUCGCUGCUGUUACAACUCACCCUCACAACCAGCAAAGACUCAUCUGCCACGUGACAUCACACGCGCACGGGACCGAUUCAGAGGACUCCGCUCUGCAGUUUACAAGCUUUUCCAAAGCCUCCUGUGGAUCCACAGGGAACCCCAACGAUAUAUAUAUAUAUAUAUAGUGUGCAUGGGGUCAGUGACAUUAAAUAUGCAAAUAACGCGCUGUGUGUGGGGGGGUCUGAGCAAAGUGUUUAAGGCAGCUAUGCAGUCAUGCCAAAAUGUUUUGUUGUUUGUUUUCUUCUUCUAUUUGGGUCAUUUGUGUACAAUAUUAGAGCCAAGAGAGAACCUAAGAGAGGCUUUACAUGAUAUCAGUGUUCCUUAGAGUAUCGUCAUGGGAGCAGUGAAGAACUUCCUUAAAUACAAAAACCACAGAGUCUUACCCGAGUCCAUUUCCCCGCUCCCGUUAAGAGAAAUGAAGCCGGAGCCGAACCGUCUGGACUC